This is a messenger RNA of Ceutorhynchus assimilis (cabbage seed weevil), 1234 nucleotides long. NCBI's taxonomy places the organism in Eukaryota, Metazoa, Arthropoda, Insecta, Coleoptera, Curculionidae. The record is from the annotation of a GenBank genome assembly.
CAGUCGAACAAUGUCAGCUCAACACCAUGCAAAUCAAACCUUACGCCCAAACCGCAUCAGUCCAUCCCUAUCAACCGACCGGUACUACUUCGUAAGUCCAAAUACUACAGGGACAAAUAUCGCAUUUUCUGAUCUGUUGGCAAGAGACAGCGGAAACUACGAAAGCGUCACGGAUAUUGACUUGAAUUUUUCUAAAGGAGUUACUAGAAACUCGGCCCUGAACACGUGCGAGCGUUGCUUUAGGGAAAUCGGCAACAAGGCUUUUUGCUACAACUGUUUUGGACCAGCAAAAAUGCCUUUGCCCAAAAAAUCCAGCAAAAAACAUAUUGCUUUGUGGAUUUUUGUUGCAGUAAUCAUACCACUUAUGGUGUUUAUGUGCCUUUCCAUGUGCCUUAUGCAUUUGUAUAAGAUUGGAUUGUAUAGGGACGAUGAUGUUGCUCAAUUGAAGAAAGACAUGAAAAUCGCUUUGACUGAAAUACGAUAUUUGAGCAGUUACACUGAUGGUUUUACCAAUACCUUCAACAGAAACAUGAGUCACAUAUUUUCAAAUAUAGCCAAAUUAAAGAUACAAGUGGCCAAAAAUAAGUCAGUUUGGCCCAAACAAAUCGUAAACAUGCAAGAAAUAUUCAAUGUCUCUUGCCAGGAAUACCUCAAACUACACAACACCACUAAAAUAAUAAAUAUAUGCCAUUCGGUAUUUAAUGGAACCUAUUUCAAAUAAACUUAAGAGUUUGGUAUUUCGCACGACUAGGCUUCAAAGUCCACUUGAUGGGCAUUUUCUCUGCAGAAAACCACUGACCGAUUUCUAUUGGGUUCUUUAUCUGGAAUACUAAUGUACUUGCAACGACGCCAAGUCAAUAGAAUGUGAUUUCCAAUUUAGUUUUUCUUUUUUAUCUAUAUAAAUUGUGUCGUUCGAUAAACAGGGCUCGAUUUUUCGUUCGAGAUUGCGGAAAUUUACUGCAAAUUAAAAAAUAGCCCUGAAACAAAAAAGGGAUAGAGAGAUUCUCGGUUGGGUAUUUUAUAUAGAUAGGCUCAAUUAUGUUGGAGCAUCGAUUUAAUGUAUGUUACUAGGUUUUUCCUAAUGAUUCAAAAGCCAGUAAUAAUCAAAAUUUCAGCUAUUACCGGCUCUUGAUCGCCAUUAUUAUAUAUUAUAUACAAUUAUUAUAUAUUAAAUUAUACUUGAUUCACUCUGUAACGUGCUACCAGCACAUUAAUCAAUAAAUAAAGAGUGACC